Molecule: messenger RNA, 2058 nt
Organism: Lotus japonicus
Lineage: Eukaryota; Viridiplantae; Streptophyta; Magnoliopsida; Fabales; Fabaceae
Exons: 5
Coding region: 142-1341 (399 amino acids)
Biological process (GO): base-excision repair
Molecular function (GO): DNA-3-methyladenine glycosylase activity
Source: RefSeq, a predicted model, not a curated record
CUCCCUUCUCCUCCUUCAGUCCCUCAUCACAAAUCAUUGUGCUAUUGCCAUAACAGUUGCUUAUUCAUUACCAUCCUUCCUCUAUUUUGUUUACACUUUUCCUCCAAAACACACUUUCUCCCAUUGAACAUUGAUAACAAAAUGUGCAGCUCCAAGGCCAAAGUGACUGUAGGCAUAGAAGCCACCACCACCACAAUUAUACAUCCAGUGGCCAGAAUCAAUGGCAGGCCUGUCCUUCAACCAACUUGCAACCGUGUUCCAAGCCUUGAGAGGAGAAACUCAAUUAAGAAAGUGACACCACCAAAAUCACUUUCUCCACCAUCACUCCCACUUCCAAACAAGGCUUUAUUGACACCUCCAGUUUCUCCAAAGUCCAAGUCCCCUAGGCCUCCUGCUAUAAAGAGAGCCAGUGACAAUAAUGGGCUAAAUUCAAGUUCUGAAAAGAUUGUUGUGACACCAAGAAACUCAAUAAAGACUCCAACUUUAGAGAGGAAAAAGUCCAAGAGUUUUAAGGAAGGGUCCUGUGGUAUUGGUCCUGUAGAGGCAUCUUUCAGUUACUCUUCCUCUUUGAUCACUGACUCCCCAGGAAGCAUAGCUGCUGUGAGGAGGGAACAGGUGGCACUGCAGCAGGCACAGAGGAAAUUGAAGAUUGCCCAUUAUGGAAGAUCAAAGUCUGCAAAGUUUGAAAGAGUUGUUCCUUUUGAUCCUUCAAGCACUCUUGCAUCAAAGACAAAUGAGGAGGAGAAGAGAUGCAGCUUUAUCACAGUCAAUUCAGAUCCAAUCUAUAUAGCUUAUCAUGAUGAAGAAUGGGGAGUUCCAGUUCAUGAUGACAAGGUGUUGUUUGAACUUCUAGUUUUGAGCGGUGCUCAAGUUGGAUCUGAUUGGACCUCAACCUUGAAGAAACGCCAAGAUUUCAGGACUGCAUUUUCAGAAUUUGAUGCAGAAACUGUGGCUAACUUAACGGAUAAGCAAAUGAUGUCUAUUAGUUCAGAAUAUGGCAUUGAAAUCAGCAAAAUUCGAGGAGUCGUUGAUAAUGCUAACCAAAUUUUAAAGGUUAUGAAAGACUUUGGUUCAUUUGACAAGUACAUUUGGGGGUUUGUGAAUCACAAACCUAUCUCAACUCAAUACAAGUUUGGCCACAAGAUCCCAGUGAAGACAUCAAAAUCAGAAAGCAUUAGCAAAGACAUGGUUAGGAGAGGGUUUAGGUUCGUUGGUCCAACCGUGGUUCAUUCGUUUAUGCAGGCAGCUGGCCUCACCAAUGACCACUUAAUCACAUGCCACAGGCACUUGCAAUGCACCUUGGCAGCUCGCCCCCAUUGUAUCAUAGAGCCCUCUCCAUAGAACCAAUUUCAACUCAUAAACAAGGAGCAAGAUAAUGUUGACCCACAAGUGCUCAUCAAGACAUAAAAGUUAUGUGUGCUCAAAAGAGCAUAUGUAAUGUGCUAACUAAAUAGAGUUUAGUUUCAGCUUUUAAAUUGCGGUUAUAUUGUGAAAUUAUGGACAAAUGCAAGUUGAAGCGGCAGCAACGGUCAUGAUACCGAUGUGGGGAGUCCAAAUUCCGUUACUUUGCAAUCGCAAUUGUAGUUGCAUACCGCAAUUUAAAGUCCUGUUUUGAGUUAAUCGUUGUGUAUAAUAUUUGAUUUGAUAGGCCUAAAGGUUAAAGGUUAUGUGAGAUGUUGUGAGAAUUUUAAUUUUAGUUUGGGUGUGCUAUUGAUUGCAUAGUUCAAGAAAAAGAAAAAUAUGGUAUUAGAGAACAGUCAGCAUGAGCAUGUGCAAUUGGGAGGCAAGGGCAUGUGUGGUGUCAGCUUGCUUUUUAGUCCAUGUGACCCAUCAUCAGACUUUGCAUUAUUUGCUUUCCUUUUAACAGCCUGUGUGGGAUACUUGUUGAGGGGAGUGUAGGACCACCUUCCCCCUCUCUUAUGGGGUUGUUAUCUUCACUGUAUUCCUCUAACUUUUUGGCUUGGGUGAUAUUAUGCCCCCCAAUAUAUUUUACAGUUGGUGUGAAUGUUUCAAUGAUGAUAAACAGUGCACUUAACAGAUACUUCAUUUUCUUUCUCA